ACAAAAUAUGUUGUAUUUUUUGAUAAUAACAAUCGGCAAUCAAUUUUGUUUUUCUUUUUUAGUUUAAUAUUAAAAAAGUUUUAAUAGUGUAGUGAAUGUAUGUAAAGAGAAAUUUGUGUGUUUGUUAAUCAGGAUGCUUGGAAAUCGCCUAAAAUUUGUUAAACCAGAAGACGAAUCUCUCUACCCAAUUCGCAACAAAGAUGGAGCCAUCGAAACACUUAUAAAUCCGAACACUGAUUCAGCACUUGUCAUUGAUUCUGACUCACACUCUAAUUUCGUUUAUAAUCGCUACCACCACUUACCUUUAGAGAGUCAACGACAGAAAUUACCAAUUUUUCAAUACAGAAAUCAUAUUUUAUAUUUGCUGGAGAAGUAUCAGACUUUAGUGCUCUGCGGAGAGACUGGAUGUGGAAAAUCAACUCAAGUGCCACAGUAUCUGCACGAGAUAGGACACAAAGUGUGCGUCACACAGCCAAGGGUCACGGCGGCUGUGUCGCUUGCGUAUCGCGUGGCCCAGGAGAUAGGAGGCGCAAUCGGUCAGGAAGUUGGCUACGCCGCCGGCAUGGUAUCCGCCAGGACGCCAGAAUCUGGGAUUGUGUUCAUGACGGAAGGCGUAUUGCUUCGAGAGAUGUUCGCUUCGCCUCUGCUGAUGCAGUAUUCUUGCAUCAUACUCGAUGAGGUUCACGAAAGGUCACUAAUGACCGAUGUGCUAAUGGGAUUAUUAAAAAAAAUAAUUAAAAAAAGAAAGAAUCUCAAACUGGUGAUAUCAUCGGCUACGAUGAACGCGGAAUUCCUGAAGGACUUCUUCAACACAAGCGACAAGAAAGACAGAAACAAACCCGCCACUUCGGUCGUGAUGUCCGUGCAGGGGCGGACUCAUCCUAUUGAGAUAUAUUACACUCAAGAACCAGUUCCGGACUAUGUGAAAGCGACCGUUGAUACAGUCAUUAAAAUACACGAAAAUCAACCGUCAGGUGAUAUUUUGGCUUUUCUAACUUCGCAAGAAGAGAUCCACGCGGCCCUAGAGAGCCUCGAGCAGUACUCGGAGCAGACGCAGGAGCGCAACAAGUCCCGCAGCCACUUCCCCAGCGGCAUCAGGGCGGCGGAGUUGGUGGCGGUGCCGCUGUACGGCGCGCUGCCGGCCCGGCGCCAGCUGCGCGCCUGCCUGCCCGCGCCGGCCGCCGCGCGCCGCGCCGUGCUCGCCACCAACCUCGCCGAGACCAGCCUCACCAUACCCGGGAUCACUUACGUAAUCGACUGCGGCUUCCACAAGCUGGCGUACUUUGACCCGGCCUUGGGCGUGCAGGCACAGCACGCGACCGCGGUGUCCCGGGACAACGCCACACAGCGCGCCGGACGCAGCGGCCGCACCGCCCCCGGACACUGCUACCGUUUGUACACUGAAGAUGAAUACGAGAAGCUGCCGGAGAGCGUCCCGCCCGAGAUGUGUCGCAGCGACCUGGCGGCGGUGCUGCUGCAGCUCAAGGCUCUCGGCAUCCACAACCUGCUGAGGUUCUCGUUCCCCACUCCGCCGCCUGCCAAGAGUCUGCUGUCGGGCCUGGAGACUCUGUACGCGCUGGGCGCCAUCGACCACAGCGGCGACUUAACGUCGGACGUGGGGUUCCGCAUGGCCGAGCUGCCGGUACCGCCCAUGGCUGCGAAGAUGCUCUGCAGCAGCGGUGAGCUGGGCUGCGUGGACGAGGCUCUGAGCAUAGCCGCCAUGCUGCAAGUGGACAGCGUCUUCAUCAAACCAGCCCACGGACGCGAGGCCGUCGCUUCUAAAGUGUCCCGGAGGAACCAUUUUGAGGUGGCGGAGGGCGACAUCAUCAUGUACCUGAACAUAUUCGACUCGUAUCUGAAAGUGAGGAGCUCGUGUGACGACGCGAGGAAGUCAGAGCGGGCGUGCAAACAGUGGUGUCAGAGGUACCGCCUCAACCACAGGGUCCUUGAGAAGGCGGCUGAUAUACGGGAUAGCUUAGAGAAGAUCGUCAAAGGGAAGUUUAAUAUUGAAAAUAAGGUCUUCGAGGGUCCCGAUCUCGGCACAGCGAAAUGUGAAAGAGUGAUGAAGUGCGUCCUGUCCGGGUACUUCCCGCAGGCCGCGCGCCUCGCCCCGGCCGGCGCUUACCGGGGACUCCGCGGGGCCGAGCUCGCGCUAAGCCCCGACAGCUGUCUGUACGCCGCGCCGCCGCCGCAGUGGGUGACGUUCGCGAGCGUGCAGUGCUCCCGGGACCGCACCUACAUGCGCGACGUGAUACCCAUAGACCGCAGCUGGCUGCUGGAGCUCGCCCCGCACUACUACAAGGAAACUUGACAACCCGACCAAUAAAGAUU
Bombyx mandarina (wild silkworm) is the source of this 2331-nucleotide messenger RNA. RefSeq names its product probable ATP-dependent RNA helicase DHX35. The record is from RefSeq and is a predicted model, not a curated record. NCBI's taxonomy places the organism in Eukaryota, Metazoa, Arthropoda, Insecta, Lepidoptera, Bombycidae.